CAGUCCAGUGCCGCCGUUCCAGCUGUUCACAUCUAGAUCGCAGUUCUCCCACCUCAGUUAUCAGUUUAUCAUCCCACCCCACCACCCGCGCUCGCGCCACCACCCUUCUCAUACGCCGAACAAGAGUACUAAAGUUCUUUGUAUCCAGUCUCUGAUCUAUGUGAGCCCUGUUGCCUCCAAAAGUACAAAUGGUUAGUAAAGGUUCUCGCGGCACUAUCUGGUGGCCUGCGGCGGAACUAUGACGGCCAAACUGGUGGCGCCAAACGAGAGCAGCGACCGGAACAACAACACACCCACCGAUACGCUGAUCGGCCAAGAAGCCAGCUCUUCGACUAAUAGGAGCACGGCACGGGCCUGCAGGGGCGGAGCGAACAGAAGAACCGCCAAAUUGGGCCCCGGCCUGCCACUCUCAUCUGUCGGCAUCAGUAAGGACGGCCGUCGGGCCAACAAACCUCUGAUGGAGAAGCGGCGUCGAGCUCGCAUCAACCAGUCUCUGGCUGUCUUGAAAGCUCUCAUUCUUGACUCAGCUAAAAUGGAGAACACAAAACACUCCAAACUAGAGAAAGCUGAUAUCCUUGAGUUGACAGUAAGACAUCUCCAGAGGCAGAAGACAUUGAGCUCUGCCACUCUAGACAAGUACAAGGCAGGAUUCCAGGAGUGCGCCAGGGAGGUCUCAAGGUUUCUUGACUCACCAGAGCUGCAGUUAGGCCCCACAGCUCCCCUGGGCACUUCACAACAGCUGAUAGACCCAGCUAUUAAACAGCGACUGCUGCGACACAUGGACAGCUGCGUCAGCGAGAUCGACCUGGACUUUAGCUUGGCGUCCGCACGUGGCCUUGACCCCGAGACAGACCAAAGGCUCGACCGGUUGGAGGACAUGCUCAUGGGCGGACCUAAGAUACAGACUGAACCUCUGGAGAGUGACGAGAUGACAAAGCCAGACAGCAGCACCAUCUCCCCGGGAGAUGAAAACAACAACAGCCACAACAAGGCAAGACGGAAGCCUUCCUUGACCUCUCGUAACCGCAAACCUGACAAGAAAACAGCUGUCACAUCCAGCAAGUCUGCUGACCCUAGCACAGCCUCAUCCAGCCCUGCCUCUUCCAGUCAACCUAACCUUUCUGUAGUGCAGGUGAUUCCAUCACGUUUGCCUGACGGACAGGUGGUCUUCUUGCUGCCGAGCCACUACGUGCAGGUGCCCCCGUCAGAGCGAGGUCAGGCAGGUGCGGAGGGAGAGGGGGAGGUGCCCACCCCCCACCAGGAUGCCCCAUUGGACUUCAGUGUCAAACGUGAGGACGAACUGCUCCCAGGUGUCAGGAUCAAACAGGAGCUCAUGGAUGCCAAAGAUGAAGACGUUUGGAGGCCAUGGUAAAGAAGCUGACUAGGUCCGAAAGCUUGCUGUUUUUAAAUAAAACCAUACUCCAAAUUAUCAUUAAAAGCUGUUAUAUUUCAGUCCAAGAAGGAAAGAAUUUAAUAAUUGACAAAAGAGGUAAAAAUAUAGACAGUAAAAACCAAUUUAAAAUUCCUUGUGCACAUAAACAUAAUUGGCUAUCGUCAUAAAAAUGUAUUGAUACACUAUAUCAUAUGAAAUUUUUCAUGGGGAGGAAGGAUUGCAUAUGGCCUAAAGAGGCUAAUGGGCCACUGAUUACAACAUAAAUACUGUUCCUAAUAAAUGCUAUAAUGUUAUGUUCCAACUGGAUGGAGACUAUUGUAAGCAAUCAGGCUAUUGCAGGUAUUCAGUUAAAGUUUUUUAUUAAGAAAGUAUUCUAGCACAAUGUUUAGUACAUUUAAUUGUGAUACAAUUGUGUUGUUCAAAGACGAUGGAACUCUAGUACAGCGUGCUAUAUGAAACCUAUCUUUGUAUCCAUAAACUUUACAUUCUGAGCAUUGGUGUGUUACAGUAUUUGAAUAACUAACCAGUUCAAUAUUUCCUGCUUAGAACCUGAAAUUAUCAGCUUGUAGUUUGAUCUAGGAUAUUACACUACCCCAAAGCUUUCGGACUAGAUCAUGGCUGUGUGACAAGACUGUUGCGUCUGUGGUGAAUGUACUUGUAGAACUGUUAAAUACGGAAUUGUCACCGUUUUAAAUACAGUACGGUAGUUCUUCUUUAAUCAUUCUUCAAACAGAAUUGAACAGUUUGCGAAGAAGAGAUGAAGUCUUUUUUUGUGUUAAAUUUACAGUGUUUUGUUUGUUAUAAAACUAAGUGGUGCAAAUUGAAAUAAUUUGGUAGGUUCAAUUCAAUUAGAAAAAAUUUCUUAUAAAAAAUUAAAGAGUUAAUCUUAAAAACUUACACCCAUUGAUAAAAAUCUCUGUUGAAAAUAACAAUAUUAUUCUGUAAAAGAGACAAAACGUUUAAGUGCUACACAUUUUUGUUUUCCUACCCAUAACUGUUUUUCUAAGUAAAUUAGUAUUAGAGGUAAAUAAUACUAUAGCAGUCUAGAAUAUUUGUACUGAAUGUUGAAACUUUGUUAUUUUCUAAUAAAAUGUAAUAUAAACCACUAGAUUAAAUUACAAUUAUUUUAAAAACAAAUACAUAAGAGCGAUUGUAGUUAAGAUCAAGUUUAAAUUAAUAAUAUCUAAUACCUAACAAUUAAAAAAUUACAAACUCUCAUUAUACUAUUUUUUAAAUUUUAACUUCAUGAGUAAAUACUUUUACUAAGUUUAUACGAUAAAACCUUUUUCUAUUCUCAGUUCUUCCAAAACAGUAACAAAUGAUAUAUAUAUAUAUAUAAGAAUAGAUAAUUAAUUAUUAACCCGGAGAUGAAGGAAACUAACAAAAACUUAUUACUUAAUAUUUACUUUAAAAAUUUGGGUAUUUUUAUAGUGACUAAGUGACAACGAAGCUCAAUUUUCAUCAAUCAGGCCUGAGAUGCCCGGGGCCGCAGUAAGCACAUGAAUAUAAAGCUAAAGGUAUAUUUUUAUACCUCAAUUAAUGUAUAGAUGAUCAGUCAUUUAAUGAAUAUGAUUUAAUCAGUAUUUCAAGUAAUCACAAUAAAAAUCAUUGUUAAUUUUCAAUCGAAACAUUUAAUAUAGACAAAAAAUAUCAAACAGUAAAAAAUAUUGUUAAAAAUUAUUGUGCUUCAAUCUGACUAUAACAUUUUCUGCAAUACUGACUAACGAUGCAACAAAAUAUGGAGAUUACAACCUUGUUGUAGAGAGUUUGUUUAUGUUUAGUGAACAUUGUAUUAUACUGUGGACUAUAUAAAAUGCAAGUUCUCAGAAUACAAUUGAACCUAGAGUUUUAAAGGGACUUUCACAAUACAGCCACAGAGUAAAACUCUCCAGGGCUGACUCUAAUACUGAUCGCGAGAGAAAAGAAGAGACCUGGAUUCUGGCCUAUCUGAAAUUUGCAGGCGCUACUACUAGUAUGUUGCCGCGCCUUGUUUCGUAAUUCCAUUAUUGUUUCACUGUUCCAUUGCUAUGA
Messenger RNA from Homalodisca vitripennis (glassy-winged sharpshooter), 3424 nucleotides. Its product is annotated as protein hairy-like. The transcript has 7 exons. The coding region runs from base 239 to 1372 and encodes 377 amino acids. The record is from RefSeq and is a predicted model, not a curated record. NCBI's taxonomy places the organism in Eukaryota, Metazoa, Arthropoda, Insecta, Hemiptera, Cicadellidae. Gene Ontology annotation, biological process: regulation of transcription by RNA polymerase II; anterior/posterior pattern specification; regulation of neurogenesis. Gene Ontology annotation, cellular component: nucleus. Gene Ontology annotation, molecular function: protein dimerization activity; DNA-binding transcription factor activity, RNA polymerase II-specific; RNA polymerase II cis-regulatory region sequence-specific DNA binding.